UAGAAAGGGGCUAAAAUAAUCCAGAAGCUUUCUUUUUUAAACUACUUAUUUUUCCAUGAUCAAUAUGUAUCUCAUGAGUUCAUUUCCAGAAUUUUAUAUUCAAUCUUUGAAGUCUCAACUCUGAAGUCGCACACCAAACUAGUUUAGUUUAGGAACUUAAAUAGAGCAUCCUGUUGCUUACUUCUCUCCAUCUCUGGCCAAAACCCAAGUCUUCUUCUCCCUCGUCAAUGGCUAAGAUUUUCCCACAUAGACCAAUAUUUUCUCCUUUCAUCACAUUAAAGAGAGAGACAUUUACUGUGUGGAUGAAGUCUUUAGUAUGCCAUACUAAUGGCUGCACUGUCUUUGAUUCCAAUGGUGAGAUCAUUUAUCGUGUCGAAAACUACAACACAAAGUGCAGCAAUGAGGUGCAUCUGAUGGAUCUUCGAGGCAGAGUUCUUGUAACAAUAAGAAGAAAGAGAUUACUAGUUUUUGGACGAUGGUAUGGAUACAGAUGGAAUCCAGCGAACAUAGACAAGGAGAAGCCAUGGUUUCAGAUAAAAAAAUACUGCAGAAUUUGCAUGGGGAAUUCAGCCUGUGAAGUUACCGUAGGGUUGAAGAAGUACUGGGUUGUGAAAAUGGUACAUAAAGCAGCUUUCAGAAUCGUAGACCUGGAUGGAGAUGUUGUAGCAGAGGUGAAGGAGAAGCAAUCAUCUUCAGGAAUGGCAUUAGGAGAUGAUGUGCUAAGUUUGAUCGUUGAACCUCACAUUGAUCAUUCUCUUAUCAUGGCAAUUGUGACUGUCUAUGGAUUAAUCAAUUAUAAAAUGUAGAUUUGUAUUCACAUAUCCAUUUAUCUCCAUAAAAUCAUGGAUAAU
Molecule: messenger RNA, 851 nt
Organism: Manihot esculenta (cassava)
Lineage: Eukaryota; Viridiplantae; Streptophyta; Magnoliopsida; Malpighiales; Euphorbiaceae
Product: protein LURP-one-related 4
Exons: 3
Coding region: 228-806 (192 amino acids)
Source: RefSeq, a predicted model, not a curated record